This is a messenger RNA of Ahaetulla prasina, 546 nucleotides long. Its product is annotated as histone H3. The transcript has a single exon. NCBI's taxonomy places the organism in Eukaryota, Metazoa, Chordata, Lepidosauria, Squamata, Colubridae. Gene Ontology annotation, molecular function: DNA binding; structural constituent of chromatin; protein heterodimerization activity. Gene Ontology annotation, cellular component: nucleosome. The record is from RefSeq and is a predicted model, not a curated record. Bases 136 to 546 code for a protein of 136 amino acids.
AUUGCAGCUCAGCCCUCGAAAUUCAAACGUCCUAACGGAUGUUUCCAAUGCUUCAGCCAAUCAGGCUCUGCGAAGUGCCUAUAAAUACCCUGAAGCGCGGUACCGCUGUAUACUGCUUCUACUUCAACUCCGGAGAUGGCUCGUACCAAGCAGACCGCUCGUAAGUCCACUGGCGGGAAGGCGCCCCGCAAGCAGCUGGCCACUAAGGCGGCGAGGAAGAGCGCGCCGGCCACCGGCGGCGUGAAGAAGCCUCACCGUUACCGCCCUGGCACCGUCGCCCUAAGGGAGAUCCGUCGCUACCAGAAGUCGACGGAGCUGCUGAUCCGCAAGCUGCCCUUCCAGCGCUUGGUGCGCGAGAUCGCGCAGGACUUCAAGACCGACUUGCGCUUCCAGAGUUCGGCCGUGAUGGCUCUGCAGGAGGCGAGCGAAGCUUACCUCGUGGGGCUCUUCGAGGACACCAACCUGUGCGCCAUCCACGCCAAGCGGGUCACCAUCAUGCCCAAGGACAUCCAGCUGGCCCGCCGCAUCCGGGGAGAGCGGGCGUAA